AUGGGGGUCUCGGCUCUACUGAACACCCCUGAUCAUCUAUCAAAGAUCGUCCCUCACCUGAUUGCCUUCUGCAAGGAUGCGAAUCCACAGUGCGAAUGUAGGAAACAAACACUGUUGAACUUGAGUCAGCUGAAAAGGCGUAUUGAUGGACUCAAACGAUUCCUAGAAAUGACUGUAAUGGCUCCCAAAGCCAUCGCUAGCGAUACUAAACUGAUGAAGGCCUUCAUUGGUCGACUGAAUGACAUCAACAGCAAAGUUUCCUUAGAGAGGCUCGAUACCUAUUUAGCCUCUCUUGGUAUUCUUAGCAAGAUGUACUCGGCUGAGUCCCAUCUCAAAGCUGUAUUGAAUCAACUGGUACUUGGUCUGAUGUCCCAGUUAUCCAGUAAAAUUGAAGAGCAUCGCACUACAGCUUUUACUCUAUUUUUACGAUUUAGUGCCCUUACUAUUAGUGCAACCCUAACGUAA
Messenger RNA from Cylicocyclus nassatus, 465 nucleotides. Lineage: Eukaryota; Metazoa; Nematoda; Chromadorea; Rhabditida; Strongylidae. The record is from the annotation of a GenBank genome assembly.